Pundamilia nyererei is the source of this 1013-nucleotide messenger RNA. RefSeq names its product COPI coat complex subunit zeta 2 (gene copz2). Lineage: Eukaryota; Metazoa; Chordata; Actinopteri; Cichliformes; Cichlidae. The record is from RefSeq and is a predicted model, not a curated record. Gene Ontology annotation, cellular component: COPI vesicle coat. Gene Ontology annotation, biological process: intra-Golgi vesicle-mediated transport; intracellular protein transport; retrograde vesicle-mediated transport, Golgi to endoplasmic reticulum. Bases 62 to 598 code for a protein of 178 amino acids. The transcript has 9 exons.
CAGCUCAGAGCUGUCCACGUCAACACACCGAGCGAGCGGAGCGACGGCAGCAGCAGCAGCAAUGGAUUCCACGUCUCCGGAACCGUCCCUCUACACAGUUAAAGCAGUUUUUAUUCUCGACAAUGAUGGAAACAGACUUUUGUCAAAGUACUAUGACCCAGAGCUUUACCCCUCCAUGAAGGAGCAGAAAACCUUUGAAAGGAAUGUUUUUAACAAGACACACAAAGCAGACAAUGAAAUAGCUUUUCUGGAAGGCAUGACCAUCGUGUACAAGAGCAGUAUAGAUCUUUUCUUCUACGUUGUGGGAAGUGCUCAGGAAAAUGAGCUCAUGCUGAUGUCAGUACUUAACUGCCUGUUUGACUCCACCAGUCACAUCCUCAGGAAAAAUGUGGAGCGGAGGUGUUUAUUGGAAAACAUGGAAGGAGUGUUUCUUGUUGUGGAUGAAAUCAUUGAUGGGGGGGUGAUUCUGGAGAGUGAUCCACAGCAGGUCCUACAGAAAGUCAACUACAGGGCGGAUGAGAACCCAUUAACUGAACAAAGCGUGGCUCAGGUUUUGCAGUCAGCCAAGGAGCAGAUCAAAUGGUCUAUACUGAAAUGACUGAAAACAAAUCUGAUUUUCCAAAAAGAAUGUUUCCAGUCCCAAAGCUAUUUUACAGGGCCAAACUGAAGGGAUGGAUGUUACUGAAGUGAUGGCCAAUAGGCUGCCUUAGGUGUGUUUUUUGUGACAUUUUUUUUCUAUUGUGUGUGACAAGUAUUUAAUUCAUUUGGGAGUAAACAUAACCCAUAUGUGGAGGUGCCAUUUAGCAAGCCAAAUGACAUUUCUUAUUUUAUUAUCAUAAGUAAUAUGCAGGCAGCUAUCCAGUACCUGAAUUAUCAAAAGAAGUGCAAGAGAUUGGUGGAACAACAUUGUUCUCAGUCCCACCGAACUGAUCGUGGCUUCUGGGUUUCUUUGAAGAGUUAUGCUCCCCCCCCCCCUUUCACAUUGUGUGUGUGUGUGUGUGUGUGUGUGUGUG